CCUGCUCACACCCUGCCAGGCAAAGGAAGAAAAGCCAGAGGAGCCAAACGCCUCCAGUGUCUGGGAACACUCAGUGACAGGACAGGAAUUCUGCUCUGGUGCGUGGCCACCAACACCUAGUUGGGAAGCCUGUGGCUCGAACACUUGCUCCGGGAGAACCCGAUGGCUCCCAUGAGGCGAGCCCCCAGGAUGAGGCUGCCCGAGCUGCUGAUUUUCCUGGCCCACUGGGGAGUCACCAGGGCUGGACAAGGGAAGUUCUGGCACGUCUCUGACUUGCACCUUGACCCGGACUACAAGGUGUCUGAAGACCCCCUCCAGGUGUGCCCGUCCGCUGGCUCCCAGCCGGUGCCCAAUGCAGGCCCCUGGGGCAACUAUCUCUGCGAUUCUCCCUGGAUCCUCAUCAACUCCUCUAUCUACGCCAUGAAGGAGAUCGAACCAGAGCCAGACUUCAUCCUCUGGACUGGUGAUGACACGCCCCACGUGCCCAACGAGAACCUGGGAGAGGUGGCCGUGCUGCAAAUUGUGGAGCGUCUGACCGAGCUCAUCAGAGAGGCCUUUCCAGAUACUAAAGUCUAUGCUGCUUUGGGAAAUCAUGACUUUCACCCCAAAAACCAGUUCCCGGCCGGAAGCAACAAUAUCUACAAUCAGGUAGCAGAGCUGUGGCGACCCUGGCUCAGUAACGAAUCCAUCGCUCUCUUCAAAGAAGGUGCCUUCUAUUCUGAGAAACUGCCGGGGCCAAGCGCAGCUGGGCGAAUCGUGGUCCUCAACACCAAUCUGUACUAUAGCAACAACGAGCAGACGGCCGGCAUGGCCGACCCUGGCCAGCAGUUCCAGUGGCUGGACGAUGUGCUGACCAAUGCAUCCCGAGCUGGGGAAAUGGUGUACAUUAUCGGCCAUGUGCCCCCGGGGUUCUUUGAGAAGACGCGGAACAAAGCGUGGUUCCGGGAAGGCCCCAACCAGGAGUACCUUAAGGUGGUCCGGAAGCAUCAUCGAGUCAUUGCAGGGCAGUUCUUCGGGCACCACCACACCGACAGCUUUCGGAUGUUCUACGAUGAUGCAGGUGCCCCCAUCAGUGUCAUGUUCCUUACACCUGGGGUCACCCCAUGGAAAACCACGUUACCUGGAGUGGUCAACGGAGCCAACAAUCCAGGCAUCCGGGUGUUUGAAUACGACCGAGCCACACUGAGCCUGCAGGACAUGGUGACCUACUUCUUGAACCUGAGCCAGGCAAACGCGCAGGGGGCGCCGCGCUGGGAGCUCGAGUAUCGGGUGACCAAGGCCUACGGCGUGCCCGACGCAGGCGCCCGCUCUAUGCACGCGGCGCUGGGCCGCAUCGCCAGCGACCAUGGCGCGCUGCAGCGCUACUACGUCUACAACUCGGUCAGUUACGACACGCGCGCCUGCGACGAGGCCUGCCAAGCCGAGCACGUGUGCGCGCUGCGCGAAGUGGCCUUCGACGGGUAUGCCGCCUGCCUGCGCGCCCCCGGCGUCGCGCCCGCGCCCCGCCUCGAGCUCCUGCUGGUGGCGCUGCUGGGCCUGCGCACGCUGCUUGUGCCGAGACCUUGGGAGCCGCCCGCUGAUUGGCUUGGCUCGCCUUCGUCCUGGUAAAAUGGGGAGAGCAUCACCCCCGAGAGCUGGACUUUCCACCCUUUCCCCGGCGUCCGCAGAAUGAACUGGGACGGGACAGCCGAUCAGGAAAUGAAGCCCCAAGGGCCCCACCAGAAGCACAUUUCUUUCAAGUUUCAUGUUUUAUCCCAAACACAUUAUUAAUUUGUAAAUCAUGUUUAAAGUAA
Molecule: messenger RNA, 1793 nt
Organism: Physeter macrocephalus (sperm whale)
Lineage: Eukaryota; Metazoa; Chordata; Mammalia; Artiodactyla; Physeteridae
Gene: SMPDL3B
Product: sphingomyelin phosphodiesterase acid like 3B
Exons: 8
Coding region: 163-1608 (481 amino acids)
Biological process (GO): sphingomyelin catabolic process
Molecular function (GO): sphingomyelin phosphodiesterase activity
Source: RefSeq, a predicted model, not a curated record